CGAUUGGUCGACGACGACGUCAGCCUCGCGCCACUUCUUAGCGGCGAGCGCGAGAGGACGAACAGCGACUUUCCGCCAGCAACAACACGGUCACUAAGUAUACGGCUAAAUUGGUCGAAAAGCGUGGAACGCUCGACCUCCGGGAUUGUGGAGUAAAGUCCUAUCGCCAGUAGAUAUGGCGCGCAAAGAUUACGCGGCGGAGAAAGAUAAAUGCAAGAGAUUCUUGCAAGAAUUUUACUCUGAGGAUGACAAUGGGAAGAAGCUGUUCAAAUACGGCACACAACUCGUGGCGCUGGCCCACAGAGAACAAGUGUCUCUCUUUGUGGACCUGGAUGACGUGGCUGAGGAAGACCCUGAGCUGGUGGAGAGUGUCUGUGAAAAUGCCAAGCGCUACACGGGCCUCUUUGCAGACGCCGUGCACGAACUCCUGCCUGAAUACAAAGAACGAGAUGUUGUGGCCAAGGAUGCCCUGGAUGUGUACAUUGAGCACCGACUGAUGAUGGAACAAAGGUCACGUGACCCUGCUGACGCGCGUGAUGCUCGAAACCAGUACCCAGCGGAACUCAUGAGGAGAUUUGAGCUGUACUUCAAGCCUCCCAGCACAGCAAAGCCAAAAGUGGUGCGUGACGUGCGGGCCGACAGCAUUGGGCACCUAGUGACGGUCCGAGGCAUCGUUACCCGCGCUACUGAGGUCAAGCCCAUGAUGGUGGUGGCGACGUACACGUGUGACCUGUGUGGUGCCGAGACAUACCAACCGAUCCAGUCGUCUUCCUUCAUGCCCCUUGUCAUGUGUCCCAGCCAAGAGUGCGUCACCAACAAAUCUGGAGGUCGCCUCUACCUGCAGACCAGAGGCUCCAAGUUUGUCAAAUUCCAGGAGCUUCGCAUCCAAGAGCACAGUGACCAGGUGCCUGUUGGUAACAUCCCAAGAAGUAUGUCUGUGUACGCACGAGGUGAAAACACACGAGUUGCCCAACCAGGCGACCAUGUGGCCAUCACAGGAAUAUUCCUGCCGCUUCUGCGCACCGGCUUCAGACAGGCUACACAGGGUCUUCUGUCUGAGACUUUUAUGGAAGCCCACUGCAUCACGCUCAUGAACAAGACCGAGGACGAUGAGCUUGGCAACGAGGAGCUGAGUGAAGAAGAGCUGCGCAGCAUCACUGAGGAAGGGUUUUACGAAAAACUGUCUGGAUCAAUUGCGCCUGAGAUUUACGGCCACGAGGAUGUGAAGAAGGCUCUGCUUCUGAUGCUGGUCGGAGGAGUUCAACAAGCUCCUAAAGGCAUGAAGAUCAGAGGUAACAUCAACAUCUGCUUAAUGGGAGAUCCUGGAGUAGCCAAAUCCCAACUCUUGUGCUACAUUGAUCGCCUGGCUCCCCGCAGCCAGUACACGACAGGCCGAGGCUCCUCGGGUGUGGGUUUGACGGCAGCUGUGAUGCGUGACCCGUUAACGGGCGAGAUGACCCUGGAAGGCGGAGCGCUCGUGCUGGCAGACCAGGGCGUGUGCUGCAUCGAUGAGUUUGACAAGAUGGCCGACGCCGAUCGCACAGCCAUCCACGAAGUGAUGGAGCAACAGACCAUUUCUAUUGCCAAGGCUGGCAUUAUGACAUCCCUGAAUGCUCGCUGCUCCAUCCUCGCCGCCGCCAACCCGGCAUACGGCCGCUACAACCCCAAAAAGAGCAUCGAGCAGAAUAUUCAGUUGCCGGCUGCGCUGCUCUCGCGUUUCGACUUGCUCUGGCUCAUCCAGGACAAGCCGGACGCAGACGCUGACCUCCGUCUGGCCCAGCACAUCACCUACGUGCACCAGCACUGCCGUCAGCCCCCCACGCACUUCACUCCCAUCGACAUGAAGCUCAUGAGACGUUACAUUUACGUGUGUAAGAAGAAGCAGCCAGUGGUGCCCGAGUCGCUGGCAGACUACAUCACCGCUGCCUACGUGGAAAUGAGGAAGGAGGCACGGGUCAGCAAGGACACCACCUUCACCUCAGCCCGCACCCUCCUCUCCAUCCUCCGCCUCUCCACUGCGCUGGCCCGCCUCCGCUUGAUGGACGGCGUGGAGAAGGAGGAUAUCAACGAGGCCAUGAGGCUGAUGGAGAUGUCCAAGGAUUCGCUGCAAACUGACAAGUCAAGCAACACAAGGACUCAGCGUCCGGCCGAUGUCAUCUUUUCAUUGGUGCGUGAGCUGGCCGCAGAGGGCGCGGCAGGCCGCGGUGGCGUGGUACGCAUGUCGGAGGCCGAGCAGCGCUGUGUGUCACGGGGCUUCACCCCCGCCAUGUUCCAGGAGGCCCUGGAGGAGUACGAGGAGCUCAACGUGUGGCAGAUCAACCAGGCUAGAACCCGCAUCACCUUUGUAUGAGAUGCUCACAUAAUCAUCCUUUCUCUGCUGUUCAGAAUUCGCCAUUAAAAGAUGAGCUAGCAGUGCUCCCCUUGAAAGAAUUCCACUCCAGCAGAACUUUUGAGUCUGAUCCACAUUCCAGCGCUUGAUUGAGUAAAUCUGUAUAUUUUUACACAUUGGGAUGCAAUGUCAAUUUAGAUUCUGUUGUUGUGACACAAAGCUAUAAUAAAUUUAUCAUUCGCUCA
Molecule: messenger RNA, 2574 nt
Organism: Syngnathus typhle (broad-nosed pipefish)
Lineage: Eukaryota; Metazoa; Chordata; Actinopteri; Syngnathiformes; Syngnathidae
Gene: mcm7
Product: minichromosome maintenance complex component 7
Exons: 15
Coding region: 176-2350 (724 amino acids)
Biological process (GO): double-strand break repair via break-induced replication; DNA replication initiation; DNA replication
Cellular component (GO): nucleus; MCM complex
Molecular function (GO): single-stranded DNA binding; ATP binding; ATP hydrolysis activity
Source: RefSeq, a predicted model, not a curated record